UUAUAUGUUUCUUUUCUUUCAAUGGUAAUUUUUUUUAAGUAUAGGUUUUUAUUACAAGACUGUCCUACAUUAAUAUAAUUAAUUAUCUGAAAAUACUAACAUGUUUCCUGAUACGUUUAUGCCUCGUGUAGUGGCUGAGAAAGACUGCAGUACCAGUCCCACACCAAAGGCGGAAACACUUCAUUUGAAGGAAGACAUUCUUUUUGACUACGACACAACUGUGAGGCCAGUGCGUAAUCAUGGCACCCAGACCGUUGUAAACGUCGCCAUGUUUCUCAGGAGUAUCAAUUUCGAGACAUAUUUAAGCUCCAUUUAUAUAAACUGUUGGAUGGUAUGGGAAUGGCUUGACGAAUACUUAAUAUGGAAUCCGUCAGAUUAUGACGGCUUGGACACUCUUCAUGUCGACAGCUACGACAUCUGGGUGCCAGAGAUCUCGCAGUUCGCAUCUACUGCCACGUGGAACGAAGAAACGAAGAUGCCCAGUGGCAGGUGCGAGGUGAAACCAAAUGGAAAAGUUAGCUGCAUUCCGUCAACGGCGUAUUUCAUGCUUUGUAGACCAGACUUAACCUACUGGCCUUACGACAAGGUGAACUGUUCGCUUCGACUAGGCGCCUGGAUGCAGGGCGGUGAGGAGAUUAAUAUCACCACCGGUCAGGAAAAUGUUGAUUUGCUUAAUUAUAAACCUAAUCGCGAGUGGAAUCUGCUAUCUGCAACUGCCAGGGUGCAUCUGGAGGACUACGGAAACAAUUCAACGUUCUCUUGGAUUCAAUACAGCUUCGUCUUACAGAGACACUCCAGCAUGUACGAAGCCACGCUGGGUGUGUCGGCAUUACUGUUUGCCGUCAUAGUGCUGACCACAUUCUGGCUUCGACGUGAAGGACCAAGCCGCCUCAACCUGUCGUGUGUCAGCCUGAUGUGCCAUUACCUGCAACUCCAGUAUCUGGGAUGGAUGUUGGAGAACAACGGUGACAAUUGUCCUUUAAUAGUUCUCUUCUUUCGGGAUUCGAUGUUGUUGUCAGGGCUGUCACUGGUGGUUGCCAUCAUUGAGCGAUGUUUGAUCUCCAAUUUAGAAUCCUGCCCUCAUUGGAUGUCUGGGAUCAUAAGAUGGACACUGAGCUUCCGUCCCGGCCAACUCCUCCUUCUGUCAAAACAAUCACCUGACGGUGCUGAGACUGCCAGGGAAGCAGGAAUAGAAGAAAGGCCACAACUCGUAGAAACACUUCCUGCAGAUGGCGUGCGUGGUUGGACUCUGUUCGCUAUUUUGCUUAAUCGCAUUUGCUUUAUAGUAUUUACUUUCGCGUAUUUAUUUAUGAUUGUUAGAUGUUUUGUCUAACAGUUACUUCCCCCCAAAUAUUCUCAAACUCUGAAACGGAAUGAUACUUUGAAUUGCAAUGCAGUAUUUUUUCCUUGUGACGUGUUUUCGAGAGGCGAAUUAAUAAUUUAGCAGAGAGUCAAGUGUUAAACAAUGAUGAAAAGAAGAAAGAAACGAAUGUUUAUAGCACUGAUGAAAUACACUGUAGACAAAAACGAUCUUAGCGUUUAUAAUAUUUAUUUAAAGAAACUGAACAAAAUUUAGAAUUGAAACGCCACUGGAAAAAUAACUAAAAAACGUUAGCUUGCGGGAGAAAUGACGCAACUCCGAUUACCAGUAAGAACUCAACAGCUGACAUGUCAGUAAAAUGGUGAUUCAGAAAGCGUUUUGUUUCCAUUUUACAUAAUUUUCCUCCGAAAUCCCUGUUAAACAGUGAGAAGGAGAGAACUCUGGCAUACAAAACGUCUUCCCGGAUUGAGUCGCCAUUUUACUACCAUGUCAACAGCUGCGCUCCUAGUGGCCAUCGUUAGAGUUAGCCUGCGUCACCUGAACCGCGUACAACAAACAUUUUUGAAGUUAUCUUUAAUAUGGUCUAAGUUGUAUUUCUUUAUGCCGUUUUAUGUUUUGGUAAAUAAUUAUUUGAAACGGCUUCUUUAAAGAUCCAUUCUAAUAGAAUACUCUUGUCUACAAA
Zootermopsis nevadensis is the source of this 2003-nucleotide messenger RNA. The record is from RefSeq and is a predicted model, not a curated record. Lineage: Eukaryota; Metazoa; Arthropoda; Insecta; Blattodea; Termopsidae.